Molecule: messenger RNA, 2786 nt
Organism: Branchiostoma floridae (Florida lancelet)
Lineage: Eukaryota; Metazoa; Chordata; Leptocardii; Amphioxiformes; Branchiostomatidae
Product: gastrula zinc finger protein XlCGF57.1-like
Exons: 2
Coding region: 122-1930 (602 amino acids)
Biological process (GO): regulation of transcription by RNA polymerase II
Cellular component (GO): nucleus
Molecular function (GO): RNA polymerase II transcription regulatory region sequence-specific DNA binding; DNA-binding transcription factor activity, RNA polymerase II-specific
Source: RefSeq, a predicted model, not a curated record
GAGCUGACGUCCGCCAUUUUGUUUUGCGUCUCGUCUUGAGUUUGCAUAUUCUCCAAACUGACGCGAUUUUUACCGAUUUGUAGGAGUUUUGGAGACCGGUUUUCACCACAGACCUACAGUGAUGGCUGGGUUCAUGUGUCUGCCACCUAGUAAAGAGCUUCAUGCGGAACAAACUGCGAGUGAGACGCACAUCAAAGAGGAGCCGACUGGAGACACUGCAUGGCAACAGGAUGGACAAGAGAACGUGCUGUGCAAGGAAACGUACAACUACCAACCAACUGGACAAUCUUGGAGCGAGACUUACAACAGUUGGGAGCAGACAACUGACACGGGACGGCAGCAGGACGAGGAAAGGGACGUUCUAAACGACGAAACGUGCGGUGUAAAAGCGGAAAUGGAAGGGUCUAACUGUGAGCUUUCUUCUGGAGAACUGUGUACUGGGCAUCCUGUGAAGGAGAUGGGCCAUUCUGGGAAGACGACAUUCCGUACAGAACACCAUGGGAAGGAGAGUGACAGCAGGGAGACCCAGACAACAGACAUGGGCCUGCAGCAGGAAACGUGUGAUGUGAACUUUCCCCAACCUGACAACACAUCAACCUCACAGGUACAGGAGACCAUAGGCAUUACUGGAAUGUAUGUGAUUGAACACACCGGCGAGAAACCUUUCGUGUGUGGGGAGUGCGGGUACCGGGCAGCUUAUAGGUCUCACAUAUCCCAACAUAUGAGAACCCACACAGGAGAGAAACCCUACAAGUGUCACCAUUGUGACUAUGCUGCUACACAGCAAGGCAGUCUAGCCUAUCAUAUAGCAAAAAAACACACCGGUGAGAAACCGUACAUGUGUGGAGAGUGCGGGUAUAGGGCGACAAAAAUGUUUGACUUAGCAAGGCAUAUGAGAACUCAUACAGGAGAAAAACCCUACAAGUGUGACCAGUGCGACUAUUCUGCUGCACAAAAAGGCAACUUGGACCAACACAUAGCAGCAAAACACAGUGAGAAACCCUACAUAUGUUGGGAUUGUGGGUACAGGACAGCUUUUAAGUUAUAUUUAUCCCAACAUAUGAGAACCCAUACAGGAGAAAAGCCGUAUAAGUGUGACCAGUGUGACUAUUCUGCAGCACAGAAAUCUGCUUUGCACAGACAUCUAGCAAAACACACAGACGGAGGGCGCCACGUGUGUGACGUGUGCGGGUACAAGACACCUUAUAGACCAACGUUAUCUCAACAUAUGAGAACCCACACAGGAGAAAAACCCUACAAGUGUGACCACUGUGACUUUUCUUCAGCGCGGAAAGAUGAUUUGAAGAAACAUGUAGCAAACCACACCGGUGACAAACCCUUCUUGUGUGUAGAGUGUGGAUACAGAGCAUAUACUAGAUCUAUCUUAUCCGCACAUAUGAGAAAGCAUUCAGGGGAAAAACCCUACAAGUGUGACCAGUGUGACUAUUCUGCUGCAGAUAAGUCUACUUUGGUCAAACACAUACGAAAACAUACCGGUGAGAAACCCUACAUGUGUGGGGAGUGUGGGUUCAGAACAGCUGGCAGGUCUACCUUAUCCCGACACAUGAGAACCCACACAGGGGAAAGACGUUACAAGUGUGAUCAGUGUGACUAUUGUGCAGCACGGAAAUACGAUUUGGACAAACAUCUAGCAACACACACUGGUGAGAAACCCUUCAUGUGUGGGGAGUGCGGGCACAGGACAGCUCGAAAGUCCACCUUAUACAAACAUAUGAGAACGCAUUCAGGGGAAAAACCCUUCACGUGUGACCGGUGCGACUAUUCUGCUGCACAGAAAUGUACUUUGGACCGACACCUAAUGACACACACAGGUGAGAAACCCUACAUGUGUGGGGAGUGUGGGCAUAGCACAGCCGAAAAGUCUGACUUAGCCCGACAUAUGAGGACGCAUACAGAUGAAAAAACCUAAAGUGUGACUUUUCCGCCGCAGAGAAGUCAACUUUGGACAGGCAUCUAACAAAGCACACCGGUGAGAAAUUCUUCAUGUGUGAGAACAGCAACUUGACGGUCUAAUUUAGCCCAACACAUGAGAACGCACACAGGAGAAAAACCUUAUGACGUCAAACUAAAACUACACUGCGGCUAGGAAAUCUCAUCUCCUGAAACAUUUGACAAGACCUACCAAAGGACCUACAUCUACGUGUGUGACAAAUGUACAGCAUACAACGGUUUUGCCUUCUAAAACGUGAACGGUCAUUUAGAAGGAAAAAAUCGUAUCCAGGGGUGAAAACAUUAUCUGUAGUCUUAGUCUGUACAUGGGUCCGAUAACAAAGUUCUGUAAAAAUUUAGAAAAGAGGUAGACUAGUUCAGGUAGUCUGGCAAGAUUUAUAGCAAAUCUUUUAAGAGCUUGGCUUGAAGUAAUGCGCAAGUUUCACUCAAUACUUUGUAGAUGUUGAUUCUGUACAUAAGAUGAUACUUAUGCAUAGAUUUAAUUUUUUCUUUCGUGUUAAAUCGACUGUUUCUUUUUUCUAAAGAGUUGUAUAAAUGUUAGAUGUCACGGAAGUAUCUAAACGUUUUUGGCAUUGGUAGUUUAAAUUGUUUUAGUUUAAUUUUUUUUUAAUUUUUCGAAAGAACAACUUUACUUUUGCAACAUCUCGCAGCAUAAUAUUGCGUAUUGUGUACAUGUACUUAAGUAUACCAUGCACUUAUAUUCUGUGUUUAUUCGGUAUUUUGUCUUGCAAUAUCUUAUACAUGUUUGAGAACUUGAUGCUGUUUGAUCAUUCAAAGUAAAGGGAUGUAAAUAAAACAAAGUCAUUGAUUCUGUG